Molecule: messenger RNA, 4584 nt
Organism: Saccostrea cuccullata (small rock oyster)
Lineage: Eukaryota; Metazoa; Mollusca; Bivalvia; Ostreida; Ostreidae
Product: trafficking protein particle complex subunit 9-like
Exons: 23
Coding region: 168-3866 (1232 amino acids)
Cellular component (GO): trans-Golgi network
Source: RefSeq, a predicted model, not a curated record
GUAUGAUUUGAUGUUUCUAUAUUAGUAAUGUAGUACAUUAUCGUUCAGUAUAAUGCAAGUACACACUGCAAUACAGUUGGAGCUAAUAAUUCAUAUACUAGUAAUUAAUGUAAUCAAUCUAGAUACUGAUUUUCUGCACACAGGACCAAUGAUAACCGAAUUUGACAAUGACUUGUGAUUUUGUAUCGGAAUACAACUUAUUAAAAAGAUCAACAGUGGGCUAUAGGAGCGAGUACGUGUACGACCAUGUAGCCUUGAUAAAACUACUUAUGCCAGCUCUACAGUCGCAGAAAGGAUACUUUCAUGAAAAAUAUGAGAUUCAAAAACACAGAGCUAUGAGUGUGAUUGAUUAUGGACAGACAGCAGAAGACCACCAGAGUUUGCUGGUUUUGGUGAAACACACAGGACUGACAUUAUCUCAACAAAAGUUCAGGAAAAUAUGGGAGAGGAUCCAAAAAUUAAGUUCUGUGGGCAUUCCAGGACAGAAACGAAAUGCCUGGGUUCGAUACAAACAGAACUACCCUAAGGAGAACAAUGAUUGGGGUGAUUAUCAAGCUCACAGGAAGGCAUUAGGACUGAUCUCAGUCGGAGAGUGUAGUACAAAUGAGGAGUUUGAAGAAUUAUUUGAGAGUUAUAGAAAUGUCAAAGAAGACUACGCAAAUACAUUGUUUAAUUCUCGCCUCAUUGUAUUUGGCAUGAAUAGAAAUGGGACUCCUCUGAGUGAAGAAACAGAGGACGAUGAAACGAAGUCAGACCGGGUAUCUCCAGGGAGGGCGGAUAGUGAAGACAGCGGGGUCACGUCAGAUAUCAGUCCCUCAGAGAAUGUCACAGAGCCCUACAAGCCUGCCCUCACAGAGACUAAGAGUGAUCCCUCAAGCUCAAGUACAAAAAACAGUGAAGGCAAAAUCACUUUUAUGAGUAAGAAACCAGUGAAAAAACAAGAAAGCAGUCCACUUUUCCAAAGUUCUCCAAUUUCAACUCCACCUGGAACCCCUGUCUUCCGUAGACCACACAGUAAUAGUUUCACUAAAGACAGCACUGGUGCAGAAGUCAUAUUCUUUCCUAGUAUUCUUGAUAGUCAGGACUUAGAAGAAAAGUUAAAAGAAUUUGUUGUGUCUUUAUUCUUUGUGUUAGAGGGUAAACGUCUGGAUCGGUCAUUUGAACGCCAUGACAGAAUUCAGCUCUUAUGUGCACCAUUUGAAAGGAAGGACUACAUUGGAUUAGAUACAGACACUAAGUCUUUUAGAAAGAAGUGUCAAGGAAGAUUACGGAAGCACCUUGCUGAUUUGUGUUUACAAGCUGGAAUUCCAGGGGAAGCAAUCCUCCAUUAUGAAACUGCCAUAGAUAUUUUACGUCCAGUCAAUGAUACACUGUGGAUAGGAGCUUGUUACGAGGGUCUUGCAUCGGCUGCAGUAGUCAUUAACUACCCGAAAUCAGUGGCACUUUCUGGACUACGUAGAAAUGUCUAUUCACUCUCGGCAAAGAGGGGCUCUUCCAUGCUGAAUGAAGCCAAACUGAGGACUGGUAGUUUAAACAACAAAACCAACGGAAGUUAUGGAACAGAGAGUGUGCCUGAGAAUUUGUCUAAAGUAGCACCUGACCCGACUGACAUCAUAGAAAAAUACAGGGAAGCUCUGAUUAAUUAUAGCAAAUUCAAAGGUGCAGCGGUGAUUGAAAUAGAACUCAGCUUGAAAGCCUGUAGAGUCCUGACCAUGCAAGGGAAACAUCUGCAAGCUUCCUCUUUCCUGCAGAAUGUCAUCUACAUCAACUACAAUGUCAGCGAAGAGGAUAAGAUACUUAGGUAUUGCACUCUUUCCGAGCUGUAUUCCGAUAUUGGAUUUCAUCGAAAAGCGGCAUUCUUCAAGCGGAUAGCUGCCAUGCAGUGUGUGUCUUCCCCUCAGGCCACACAGCAGAACUGGGGUCAGUGUUAUAACCUCCUAGUCCAAGUCCUGGAGGGGUACAAUAUACACCACAGUCCAAAAGACAAACAUAUUGGUUCUGACACCGGGUGGCCUGUACUGCAGUCAAGAGUGCUCAAUGAACUCAUUUUUUCUGCUCGUAAGAUGGGUAAAAUACCACUUGCAAUCAGACACACCACCUUUAUGAUACAGUCAUUACACCAGUUCCUGUCACUCUCUGAGAGGAAGGACAUCUGCCGGACUCUGGAGCAGCUGACCGCUCAGUCGGACGGGAAUUGUCAGUCACUGGCUCUGGACAAUGGCAUGAUCCUCCCCCCUGUACCAUUCACCAGUAUACCCUACGUAAAGUCUUUCAAACUUAUAAGAUUGCGGCCUCACCUGGAACCAGUCAAAUUAAAGAAACUGGGAGAAUCAGCUUCAAAUACAGGGCCAUUUAUAUUUACACCUUUAAAUCUAGGAAAACAGAGAGAUACAGAAGAUGAGGGAAUGAUGGAUUUUUGUCUGGUGGCCCGUGAUUUGUGUGAAGUGCAAUUACAAGUUUACAACCCUUUACCAGAUGAAUUGAAAGUGAAUCAAAUGGGUUUAAUGGUAGAAGGAGUAGAAAUCGAGCCUUACCCCUGUAAUCCCUCCAUACCCGCGGAGACGGGGCCUUAUCUAGUCAAGUUAUUAUGGAGGCCCAAGACUGCAGGAGAUCUGGACAUUACAGGUUACUUUACUAGUGUCAUGGGAGUAAAAAGUCAUUGUAAACUGAAAGACUUGCCACAAAUCAAUUUGGAGAAAAUCACGGUCAAAGUGAUUCCUCAACUGCCUCAGGUCCAACUGACAACAUCGCUACCCAAGGCAGACAACUUCCUGUCUGGGAAUGACAGCGAAUACGUUGUUACCAGUGGAACAACAACCCUGUUUGCUGGACAGAGGUCUAUAGACUUAAAAGAUUUGUUACCAAGAAAGCCAUCAAAUACAGAAUUUUUAACCCAAAUGUUUGAGUGGAGUAUGGAAAACAUCCAAUCUCAGCUUCCAUUACAACCCAACAGUGUCAUGUGUUUCACAUUGUGCAUAAAUGGAGUGUCUGAUUUCAUGUCUCACACUGCAAACCAUGAAACUGCUGAGCCACAGUGUGUGGAGUGCUUGUUACGGAUUGAGUAUAGUGGAGGCCCAGGAUUACAGGACAGUUACUGUCGACAGUGUGCCGUCAAUUUGUCUGUAGAUAUUUGUCCAUCUGUGAUAAUACAAGCUUGGGAUGCAAUUCCAGCAGAAAGGCCUGACCACUGUUAUCUAGUCUUUGACCUGCUGAAUGCCUCAGACACUGAUCUCUCUGUUCAACAUUCCACACAGUCAUCUACUCAUAUCUUGCCAGGACACACAGAAAGAAUUGCUGUUGAAAUAGAGAGAUGUGAAUUUCCAUCAUUACCGGACAACGUUCAUCUUAGAAACCAUGUUAGACAAGGCCCAAUAGCCAAUCAUUAUAGUACUUAUUUAAACCAGUUUGUUGACAUCCGAUGGCAAAUGCCUUCUUUAAAAACCGGUGGCAAGGUUUCUAUAGAUCAUAUAGAAUGGUCUGAGGAGCAACUGAAUCAAAUUCAGAUUUCACCAAUUGUAUGGGAAGUAAAGCUAAAUGGUGCAUUUUUCCCGCUGAAGGAGUCAUUAGAUUUGUCUGUGAUGGAUUGCCUUGAUGUGGUGGCAAGAGUAACCAUUAACGAAGGUAUGUUAUACUUCAUAAUUAAUACAUUGACUUAUACCUGUAUCUCUCUCAAAUUUAUUCAUAGAAGCAUUGCCUUCUAUGAAACGGUGAAGGACGGCCAAGACUUGUUGAUUAAUCCCUCUUUCCUUAUUCACUGUGAAGGAAAAUACACAGUAGACAUUAAAUGUAUAGUGAUAUCAUCUGCUGAGGAAAACCCAGAACAAACAUUUCAUUAUCAUCCAGUACAACUUGAUGUGACACCUUGAAUAUUCCAAAAUAUGAUUUCAUUCAUUAUUUAAUUCAGAGGGUUUAUUUAAAAUUUCUCUCAGGAAAAUUAUUAAACCAAGAAUGUUGUGAGAGGUUAGUAUUUUCAACAGAUGUAAAAUUAAUUUUAAUUGAAUUUGUUGUUUUAGCUCUACAAGUCCAAUACUAGAAGAGCAAUAUUCAUUGGUAAAAUGUUUGCUGUCCUUUCAAUAUUGCCAGUCUGUCUCUCUGUAAUAAUUUUUUAUGAAUGUUACUCUUUCUUAAAUGGUAAUGUGAUUUCACGACUUGUCUAAAAAAAAAUCUUCAUUUCUAUUUAAGAAAACUAUGAUAUCAUUGCUGAUUUUUUGUAAAUUAAGCCUAAAACUUAAAAUGUUUUCAGAGAAGAAAAACAUAUGCAUCACAAAUCUGACUGCAUCCUCUAGUCAAUAGAGCAACAGUUUCUCCAGAGACUUGGUUUUUUAAGCAUUAUGCCAUGAAUUGAUCACUGACAUUGGCAAGUUAAUUCAUUUGAGACAGUACUGGAUAUUUCAUUUUUUUUUCAUAAUUUGGUGCUCAAACAUUUUUAAAUCAUUAUUGUAAGCUCAUUUUUUCACUUUAAUUGUGGGCAAUGUUUUACAGUUGGCUGUGAUUAUAAAAGGCAUUUUAUCCUCAGUCAUGCAAAUGUGUUGUUAUAUUUAGCAAUUAUUGCUUGUUAUUUAUCUAAUAAAUAAUACACCAAAA